AUGCCACCUAAAGGCAAAAAAGGAAAUGCUGGAAAGAAAAAAUCUAAAGAAAAACAAGAAUAUCUUCGUCCAACAGAAAAAGAAACUGCUUUGCAAACAGAACUCGAUAAAAAAGUACAAGCAUUAGCCGAACUUAAAUUACGGGCUCAUGUGGUUGAAGAAGAAAACCACUGGCUUAAUGAUGAGGCAAAGAAAGUUCGAAUCGAAAUGAAUGAAUAUAUGCAGUUCAUGUCAAAAAAGACAAAUCUUCGACAAACGAAAAUUGUAACAUUGACUGAUUAUCAUCGAAAAGAAAUUGAUGAUAUAAAUCGAGAUAAAGAAAACAUGAUAAAAGAAUAUCAAAAAAAGAAAGAAGAAGCACGAUCACAACUAAUACAAAAGGAACAAGUAUUAUUAGAAGUAAAAGAUGAAUUAGAAACUAUGAACGAAUAUAAAGAUCUUCGAGAUCAAAAAAAUGAAGAAAUCAAGCGUUUACAACAUGAAAUAGCCCGAAUACGUGUUGAACAUGUAAAUCAAAUUUCUUACAUGAAAUCAACUUUCGAAAAAGAACUUCAACAGCAACGUACAAGUGAAAAUACCAAGGUUGAAGAGAUCCGACGACAAGCUGAUAAGGAAGCUGAACAAUUUCUGUAUGAUCAAUCACUAAGUAUUCAAAAUGAAAAUAUUGCAUUAAGAAAAGCACUACAAGGUAUUCUUAGUCGUACACACUUAUUAAGUAAUUUAAAGCAUCGGUUAGAAGAAGAACAAUUAGAAUUAAUAAAUCGAAUUAAAUUAACGACUGAUCUUAGAAAAAUACGUUUGGAUAAAGUAUCACCGAGCGUUCCUGAUGAUCCGUCGAAAAUGGUUUCAUAUAAAUAA
Molecule: messenger RNA, 858 nt
Organism: Rotaria socialis
Lineage: Eukaryota; Metazoa; Rotifera; Eurotatoria; Philodinida; Philodinidae
Source: the annotation of a GenBank genome assembly